Closterium sp. Naga37s-1 is the source of this 891-nucleotide messenger RNA. The record is from the annotation of a GenBank genome assembly. NCBI's taxonomy places the organism in Eukaryota, Viridiplantae, Streptophyta, Zygnematophyceae, Desmidiales, Closteriaceae.
AUGGAGCAGUAUGAGAAGGUUGAGAAAAUCGGAGAAGGGACGUAUGGUGUCGUGUACAAAGCACGUGAUAGACUGACCAAUGAGACGAUAGCGCUGAAGAAGAUUCGGCUAGAAGCCGAAGACGAGGGUGUCCCAAGCACCGCUAUUAGAGAGAUUGCACUGCUGAAGGAGAUGCAGCACGGGAAUAUUGUCAGGCUUCAAGACGUCGUGCACGCUGACCGAAGGUUGUACCUUGUCUUCGAGUACCUUGAUCUGGACCUUAAGAAGCAUCUUGACACGAGCCCUCACAUUGCGCAGGACAGGAUGAUUAUCAAGUCUUACAUGUACCAGAUUCUUCAAGGAGUAGCAUACUGCCACGCUCACCGUGUUUUGCACCGGGACUUGAAGCCUCAGAACCUGCUCAUCGACCGUCAGACGAAUUCCUUGAAGCUUGCUGAUUUCGGCCUUGCCAGGGCCUUUGGGAUUCCAGUGCGGACGUUCACGCACGAGGUCGUGACCUUGUGGUAUAGGGCCCCAGAAAUCCUUCUGGGUUCAAAUCACUACGGAACGCCUGUGGACAUCUGGUCUGUUGGUUGCAUUUUUGCGGAGAUGAUAAAUCAGCGCCCCCUAUUCCCAGGAGAUUCUGAAAUUGAUGAGCUGUUCAAAAUAUUCAGAAUGUUGGGAACGCCUAAUGAUGAUAAUUGGCCAGGAGUUUCACAACUUCCUGACUACAAGACAUCGUUUCCUCAAUGGACAUCUAAGGAUCAUCAGUCCAUUGUGCCAAACUUGGAAAAGAGUGGGAUUGAUCUUUUGUCUAAAAUGCUUUGUCUUGACCCGAGUAAGCGUGUCACUGCACGAGAAGCACUUGAGCACGAGUACUUCAGAGAUUUGUUGAAUCUAGCCGGUCGUUGA